Molecule: messenger RNA, 6670 nt
Organism: [Torrubiella] hemipterigena
Lineage: Eukaryota; Fungi; Ascomycota; Sordariomycetes; Hypocreales; Clavicipitaceae
Source: the annotation of a GenBank genome assembly
CUGUAAUCUAAACCAGGCUGUCGCCAAGCAACCUCCUACAGUGCACCUGGCAGUGUUUCAUUCGCUAAAGGACCACUAAACGAAACAAUCAACUCCUCCCCCACAAGUACGAGGCACCGUCGCCAAGGGCCGUUCCGCCUAACGGGUAUUUAGGUUUCCCGCUUGAAACGGCUUGGAGUCAUGCGAUGAGCCACGCAACCUUGGCAAUGACUGCCUGAUGAACUAGAAAAAAAUCUUCUCGUCCGUGUCAUAUUAUUUAAUAGCAAGAAGAGCAUCACGGAGAAACCUUAAACUUUCCAAACUCACCGACCGUGAACACUAAACCGCCGACAGGGGCCUCCGCCUCCCAUUAGCGAUCUACAGCAGCCGAGCAUGGUUACCUUGCAGCACUCCGCUAUGCUACAGCACCUCAGCCGCCCCCCAGGUCGUGAUCAUCGGUGCGUGGCAGAUGCAGGCCUUGCCUUUUAAGAAGCUAGCCACAUGACUGGCUUCGCCCUGCGCUGGGAGAGGGGGCGUGCCCAUCUUCAGCAAGCCCAGUGACCUCGCGAUGGUGCUUUAUUAACUCGUACUAAUCCUACCACGCCUGCUGCUCCAGCUCCCGUUGCACGCGCAGCUUGUUCAGGCAACCAACCAGCCCUCCUCUGUGUAUACUGACUGCCUCGCUAUUACGUCGCGUGACACUCGCUUUCUCUGUUCAACUGACGCCUGGUUUUGCCUCGCCGAUAGAGACGUCAUACCACACACGCGUGCAACUACUCGCCUGCGUGCCUGUCUGCCUACAUCCCUAUACGACGUCAAGCAAUAUUUAUUACUCGUCUAAAGAGUCGCCGGCGACUCACCCGCUAGCAUCAUGGCUAAAGAUGAACCAGCACCAAACGUUCCAAACGCAGCAAAGCUCGCUCUCGACAUGCAGAUGCGAACGCGCAAAGAACACAACUUCUCCAAGGUCGAGGAAGAUCUCCUCGACCCUCGUCCGAUACAAACCAACACCCUAACCGUCAGCAGCUUGCGCAGUAAGCUCGGCUUCUUCAACCCGUUCGCCAAGAAGACGGUUUCUAGAGGAGAUCUCGUCUGGCUCUUCGAUAACACAGCAUUCCGACAUAGCCGCAUGAGCUCAUGGCAGGCCGAGUUUGUAACCGCCGUGUUUGAGAAGGAGAGUGCGAAUAGACUCGUCGAUUUGGCUGCUAGUAUUGCGCGCAUCGUGGGGCUGGCAGACGACGCGAAGGAGCGAGAAACUAUCGAACAGCGGCUGCAGCCAUUUGCCUGGGAUAUCCGGGUGGGAAGAAACGCCGUAAUAUCACAAGAAGGGUCCCGCAAGACUAUCAAGUUGGGUGCAACGGGGUCAGAAGGCUGCUCUUCUGAUGUUAUCAACAUUUCCAGUCAUGGAAAGGGAUCGUUUGUCAGAGCAUCGGCUGUCGUAACUGGUGGCAUCGAGGGCAUUCUGGAUAUGCAGACGUAUUACGCGGGCGAAGAUGGCUGGGCAAUAAUUUCAGAUAUCGACGAUACCAUUAAAGUCACCAUGACUAGUGAUCCCAUCGGGAUCCUGAAAGAGACCUUCAUCAACGAGCCUCGGCCGAUUGACGGUAUGCCCGAGUUAUAUACGCAGAUCAAAGCGAUGCUACCCAAGGAUACCCCGUGGUUUUACCUUUCUGCAUCGCCUUACACAUUAUAUCCGUUCUUGAAAGAGUUCCGCAACAAGUUUUAUCCCCCUGGUACAAUGAUCCUGAGAGACUCGAGCUGGCGGACAAUUUCUGGACUGCUUGCAUCUCUCACCAUGGUCACGGAAGAAUACAAAGUCGACCGCAUGAAGAAGGUCAAUUCUUGGCUUCCCAAGAAGAAGUUGAUCGUCUUUGGUGACUCAACACAGUCCGAUCCCGAAGCGUACGGAGAAAUGUAUGUAUCCGCUUACAAUAUUUAUAUACUGUCCGCUCGUUUACUGACAUGUCUGCAGCUACCGCACUUUCCCCGGCUGGAUUAGCCUCAUUUUCAUCCGCAAAGCCACCGAUGUGGCCAUGUUUGGCAUCGGUGAGAAGAAUGAUCCAGAACGAUUUGAAAAGGCGUUUGAGGGGAUCCCCGAUGACGUGUGGCAUGUCUUUGAAGACCCUAAAGACUGUGUUGCUACCAUCAAGAACAAAGUUGGCAGUAAAUGGGGGAUUCCAGGUCUGUGAUGGCAAGGUUGUCUACACACGUUCUUGAUACCCACCAAUUGGUGUGGCUGCUGCGCGCUCGUUGGUGUAUAUAUUCUCGUCUUGUUUUGGAUAUAGAGCUCGUCUUGCGUUGAAAAGAUAUCCCUAUCAGAGUAGUGUUUAAUGAGUACUUAUAUUCUAGACUAAUCACUGUACAUUUAAUCACAGGAUGCACAAAGAGAGUUUUGUAAUUUUUUUGUCAUUUUAACCUUGGUCCUAUCGCUGGUAGGAAUCUAACCAACGACAGCUAUAUACAUUCCGUCCAAAGGCCCAGGCGAUGGGAGAUCUUACAAGUAAGAUACGCAUCAACAUGAGCAAUCGAAUGGAAAAGCUUCAAAUGAAAAAAACAUAAAGAAACCCUGCAAGGGGAAGCAUGCCACAACUAGCUGAGUAUGAAUUGUCGCCAGUCAAUGGGACGCACGUCCUUGUGUUGUUGAAAUGUGAACUCCGAGCAUGCUGGAAAAGAGAGGGGAAAGAUUCCGGGAGGGGGAGAAGCGAGCCGCUAAUCCGGAGGAGAAGGGGGGUGAGAAGGUUUCGAAAUCCAUAGCUGAGAGGGCGCAGCAGUCCUGCUGGUUCGAAGCAGAAGCAUGGAUUCCACAUUAUACAAUGCUGCUCCGAAGCAGAGCGUGCUGCGCCCUUUGCAGUAAACUUUUGGUGGUGGCCGCUGGGGACCGCCAAGAUGGUGGUUGGUUGCGGCAAAAAGUGAAUUGCCUCUAGGAACAUCGCCGUAUUCCCUUUAUUUGCUGUUGAAAUAGUAAUACCGUCCUCCGUUUGUUAAAAAAAAAUCGUAAAACAAAAAAGUCGCGAGUUUGCCAGUGCUUGCACAUACUCGCAAACGUUGCCAGCCACCCGUUUACGGCUCUUGACCACGUAGCGUCCAGUGUGAGGCGCAAGCAGCAACAAGAAUCAGGCGGUUGAAGCAGACAACGUUUAUUUAGCCGAGGAGAGCGGCACCGCCGGACUCAAUGGCCUCGAUCUCGGCCAUGUCCAUGGGAGCGCGACGGAAGCGGGCGGGGAGCUCAGAGAUGUCGAAGAAGACGCCGGUGGCAGGCUCAAUGGAGCCGAGCUGGGCACCAGAGGUGCCGCCAAUGCCGCCAGCCGAGAUGCGGAUAGACUUCUGGAGAGGGCCGUGCUGCUGAGCGUGAUCGCGGUAGGAGCUGAAGGAGCUGUGGGUGGAAGAGGCGGAAGCAAAGCCCUCGGGGAGCUUGCCGGUGGGAGAGGCAGGGUGAGGCUUAGGAGAGUGGUCGAUGUUGGCUGAGCGAGAGAAGGGGCGAUUGUUAGCCAAAGACGAUUCCUAUCCGACAAUACACUAUGCAGAUCUAGGACAGGAUGCUUACCGGGAAUAGUGCGAGGGCCAAUGAACUUGAUCAAGGGAGUGCGGCUCUGGUGGGCAGCCUGUCGGAGGGCUCGGGUGGAGGAGAACAUCGUAGCGGUUGGUUGUUUGGGGGGGUUUCGUUAUCGACGUUUGCUUUGUUGUUGAUAGGUAACGGGAGGUUGAUGUCGAGAUGAGACGAGACGGGCUAGGAAUUGGACGAGAUAAGGUAGAAAAGAAGAAGAUGUGUGAGGGGGGUUGACGCUGGGUUUGGGGGUGGAGAGAUAAUAUAAACUCGGAGCGUGAGAAAAAAAAAGAGCGAGCCACGGCAGAGCGGGACCCCCCAAAAGCGUAGUGUCCACAGCGCACGCGCAAUGCUGCACGCGGCGUCCGGCGGGCGGAGACGGGGUUGGAUCUUGCCUGAGGUUGCCGAAUCGGCGCUGGACAUUGGCGCCUGGCGGGUUAGCGUACAGUGGCUGCAGUACAAAGACAUGGGCGACCCCCAAACAGGAUGUGCCCGCUAAAAACACAGAAGGCUCGGUGCCUGCAGGGGCCGCUACGGCCAGCCAAGCUUUAGCGGCCGUUUAUUACUCUCUGCCCCUACGGUUGUAGUGGAAAUGCUGGCCCGAAGGUCGGAGGAGGCCACUGAUAGCCGAGACUGGCCUAUCUUUUCGCUACAGUACAGUAAAUUACUGCGAAAAACGUAUGACGACAGAGUCACCCGUUAUUGUGCGCUGAAUUGUUCGAUUGUCUGCAUCACAUGUAACUACACUGGCAUGUUAUUUGCAUAUUCAAUUUAUUUUUUAUUAUUCCCAGCUUCUGUUAUUAUUUCACGCAAUGCACGUCCGUCAUGUCGUCCGGGCAGAACCGGAGCACCACCAGCUGCUAGUUUCGUGGUGGUUCCAGCGCCUCUCAGGAUAAGACAAUCUGCAAAGUGAUGCCCAAAAUUCCAGGGCAUCCGCGCCUUGUCUGGGGCUGCCUUACUACCACUCUCUUAUCUCUGCUGUCGCCGACCAAUCACGGCGCAGCAUCUGCUCUCCGCCUGGAGCUUCCCCAUCUCACGCUUCACUCCGCAGCCAAGAAGCACGCAAGUAGAGAGUAAUAUUCUUACUAAAGAAACCCGCCCACCACGCAAAGAAAAGCCGUAUGAUGAGAGAAAAAAAGAUGAUCCGAGAUGCCAUCAGCAAGGAAUCCCGUUCAAAACGUCGCUCUUCCCUAAUAGAAUUUCACAGUCACGCGCGGCCACUACCUAACAGUUGUUUAUCCGAGAUGAACCCUAACAAAAACUGCAGCACGCAUACGCUUCUCUCGUUUUCUUAUCUUUUGGCUUUUGACUUAGGUUUCGCUUUUAGCUCCCGUCUGUCCCGUCAUUUGCCGCACGCCAUUGCACACUUACAUCUCCGAUGGCCACCGCGCACCGGCCACCGGCCCCCCCUUGUCUCGCCUCUGCUCGCUAUUUUUCCCCAGACGUGCGUUGUGGCCCUUGCUCUCUGAGACCUUGCAUGUGCAUCCCUAGCAUGGCCUUGCACUCGCUCGUUUUCCUGGGGUAAAUUAUUUGGCAUGUGUCGGCGAGAUCUACCCGGGCUCUCCCGCUCAUCCUUGCGCACGUCAGUGGCUUGGAUAAGACAGGCCAGAACCGAGGGCAGCUGGACAAGUGGUAAGUUGAUCAGACACCGUUACUCUACAUAAUGUAGCUGUAUUAGUAUGCCCGGACACUGCUCCCAGUCGAACCAAUGCCACGCAAAAUUACACCUUACACGCAAGGCCGGUCAGUGUCGAACACAUGCAAUUGAACACGAUCCCACGAGCAACAACAAUGAUAUAAUGUACCCGGCUCUACGUAACUGUGAUUUAUUAUCCCAUUAUGGAGAAAAGAAAUACCCGCGUGUAGUAUUAUCAGGUUAAAACACUGUCUGGCUAGUUCCAGUCCACUCGAUGACCAUUAUGGACAAAAUAGUUGAAGACACCCCGGACCCGAGGCCCAAGAGACAUGCAAUCGCUCUCACACCACUUGAACAUGAUAUUAAGCUCCAGCUUGGGUAACUUUUGCCUUGUAUCUAUCGCCCACGGAUGGUCUUCAUCAAACCUAUCAUGCUGCAUACGUUUCGAGUCGUCGUUGGGAGCCCCGGUUGUCCUAGGCAGCCAAACAGUAUCCAGCGUUUCCGGGGAUUCGGCAACUCGACGUUCGUGCCGCCAUCUCUGUGCGAAGAGCAGCCAUCUUGCGCAGCUCGUCCAGUAUUCCACAUCGUAUUGAAACUGCGAGCUCAGAAGAUACUCAAACUCAUAUUCAGCCCUGUAGUCUCUUCUCCGCAACCCGCACACAUCCAAUAGAGACUGGUACUUAAGCAGCGCUUCCCUGUCGUUGUACGGAACCAGUUGCACCGGUGCAUCACCAAGGAAGCCAAAUAAGCCGCUUUGGAGUAUUUCCGGGCGAUGGGCGUGGAUGUGCACAACCUUAAAGACAGCCGCAAUUACUUGGUUGUCUGGAAUCCACCGACUCAAGUCGCCAGAUGAACAGUAUCAAGAUUCGGCUGUAUCCAUUCCUCCCAUGUUGUCCCGGCCCCCACAAGACGAACCUUUCGCCCAUACCGCAAGGCAACAUCUCGCGCUUCCGUAUUGAUUGAAAGGAGAGCAGGCUUUGUAGUUUUUGGAUGGCCCGGGGACCAAACUUCGUUUUGACUCUUUUCCGGCAUCAAAUUGCUGCAUACCUCUCUAUUCGUUGCCAAAACUGUUUUGGACACGCAGUACUCCCAGACCAUGAUACGGAUUUCAGCAGGAAACCGCGCAAACUGAGGAAAGCCCUCUUCGAUAGGUGUCGUGGUAUUCAUUGUAAAUGUGUGUGGUGAUUUGUUUAGUCUAUAGGAAUCUGAGUGGCAUCUUACCUGGGCUCGAGCUUCAUAUAUACUGUGGUGACAGAAACUCUAAUGAACAGAAAAAUUUGUAUUAUACUUCACCAUACUCCUACCAUAUUCAAAUCUAGCUUUUUAUAUACAGUUACAUUACAUGAAUGGAGCUUAAAUAUGCACCAAAUAAGGUUAAGAAAGACAAAUUGAAAAGAAAUAAUCAGAAAUCUCGUUGCAGCACAAGGUCUUAGCGAGAGUAGCGACGGUAGUAGUCGUAGCUGCUCCUCAUACGCGCAAUCUGGCCUGGAGUAAACUCGCUCUUGCAGUUG